AUGGUCACCCCGGAGGCCGGAUCCCCCCCAGUACCCGUGCUCACCCCGGAGGUUGCCACCCCCAUACCCGUGGUCACCCACGGAGGUCGGGCCACCUCCAUACCCGUGGUCACCCAGGGAGGUCGGCCCCCACCCCAUACCCGUGGUCACCCAGAGGUCGCCACACCCCGUACCCGUGCUCACCCCGGAGGUCGCCCCCCCCCCGUACUCAUGGUCAUCCCGGAGGUCGGAUCCCCCUCUCCAACCAGGGGUCACCCCGGAGGUCAGACCCCUGUACCCGUGCUCACUCCAGAGGUCGGCUCCCUGUACCCGUGCUCACCCUGGAGGUCGGACCCACCCUCAAACCCGUGGUCACUCACAGAGGUCGGCCCCCCCUAUACCCGUGAUCACCCUGGAGGUCGGCCCCCCAUACCCGUGUUCAUCCCAGAGGUCGGACCACCCCCCCCCCCCGUACCCGUGGUCACCCCGGGGCCGAGCAGGCGGAGCCGGCGGGGGCGGGGCAGGGCCCGCAAAGCCCUGGGGUCGUCCAGCACAGUGAUCAGGAGGCUCGGAGGCAAAUGA
Messenger RNA from Lepus europaeus (European hare), 561 nucleotides. RefSeq lists its product as uncharacterized. Lineage: Eukaryota; Metazoa; Chordata; Mammalia; Lagomorpha; Leporidae. The coding region runs from base 1 to 561 and encodes 186 amino acids. The transcript is spliced from 2 exons. The record is from RefSeq and is a predicted model, not a curated record.